Messenger RNA from Stomoxys calcitrans (stable fly), 1595 nucleotides. Its product is annotated as oocyte zinc finger protein XlCOF28. The record is from RefSeq and is a predicted model, not a curated record. Gene Ontology annotation, cellular component: nucleus. Gene Ontology annotation, molecular function: RNA polymerase II transcription regulatory region sequence-specific DNA binding; DNA-binding transcription factor activity, RNA polymerase II-specific. NCBI's taxonomy places the organism in Eukaryota, Metazoa, Arthropoda, Insecta, Diptera, Muscidae. Bases 123 to 1595 code for a protein of 490 amino acids. The transcript has a single exon. Gene Ontology annotation, biological process: regulation of transcription by RNA polymerase II.
CGGUAUUCGUUGUCACAGCUGGUUUUACUUGAUUCCACUGGCAGCGUUGGUAAUUUGGUAAUUUUUACAGCCACGGACUCAACCAGAAAAAUCAUCGGUGUUUUUUUGAAAAUCCAACAAAAAUGAGCGAAACGGAAUCCAUCGUUGAGGAGGAAUACAUUAUUGACACAGCGGGCUAUGUUGUGCUAGCCGAAGGCGAAGAACUUGAACAUUGUGAUGAUGGAACAUCUCAAAUUAUUGUCUUAGACGGCGAGGAGGGUCAAGAGAUUGUGGCUAAUCCUCACCAUCAUCCCUCAGAAGUGGAGGAAAAUGGAGAUCAUAUUAUUAGUGAGGAUGGACAAAUGAUGUUUGUCGAAGAAGUCCAUGACAUUGUUGAUGAGGGCGAAUUAGUUUUUCAGCAACAAGAUGCCGUCGAAGAGUCACAAUCUGCAUUGCAACAGCCUCAGCUAUCUUGGUCAGAAUUGGAAAAGAAACGAAAGCGUUUAGAUGUUCCAAAAGUGCCAAAAAAGUUUAUGCUUUUCGAUGGAAUAUGUGCCGAAAUUGUUGAUUAUGAUGAGGAGGAUGGAGCACCUAUUGUCGAAUUUUCCAUGGUGGCUGAUGACAAGGAAGCCGAAAAAUUGCCUGUUGAAUGUGGUGUCUGUCCCGAUAUCAUGCACAAGUCUAAACUGGAUGCUCAUCUGAAGACUCAUCUUAAGCCGGGCACUAAGCGUUACAAGUGUAUUUACUGCGAAGAUGAUUUUGUCACCCGUGCCUAUGCUGCUGGUCACUCCCGCAGGCAUAUGGGCAUCCGUCCCUAUGUGUGUAUGCCUUGUAAAAUGUAUUAUUGCACCAAACAAGACUUGAAGGUACACGAGCAAAGACGGCACCUGGCCAAAGAGCAUAUAUGUGAGCAUUGUGGCAAAACCUUUGCCCAAAACACUUCUCUGAGGCACCAUCGAAUGUUGGUACAUGAACAGCAACGUAACUAUGAAUGCGAGCAUUGUGGCAAAAAGUUCCUGCGUAAAUAUGCCAUGAACGAACAUAUACGUAAUGUGCACUUUGGUGAUCGCAGACUUUUGGAUUGUCCUUUUUGCGAUUUGCGUUUCAAGGAUACGCAUAAACUGGCCCAGCAUCGUAAGGAAAUGCAUUUGAAUCAGUCCAAAUUUGAAUGUCGCAUAUGUGGUCUAGAAUUUAAUCACAUUGAUUUCUUCGAUGCCCAUAGACGUUCGUUGCAGUGCCGUAAAAAAUUGGCUCGCAAUUUAUAUCAGCAAAGAUCAUCGGACCAACUGGACGAUCAAGAGGUGUUACAACAACAGCAAGCACAACAAGACCACAACCAGCAAGAACAGCUGCAGUUACAAUCGGGAAGCCAUUUUACAUACGAUGAUGAUAGCCAACAGUUGUAUCAACAAGAUGAGGAAUCCAUGGCGCAUUUUAAACAAGAACAACUGGAACAACAGGAAGUCGUGGUAGAGGAGAUGACCCAUGAUAUGCACAAUGAAAUAGUCAAUGAGGAAGAUCUGGAUCACGAUGGUGCCCUCGAGGUGGAUGAACGCGAAAAAGUAAAGGCCGAGCAACAACUGCUGUAUGAAAUUGCAGCUAUGGAUAAUGCCUAG